UCCAGAACUAAUAAACGACCUUGUCUUUUCAAUAUGUGGAUUGGUCGAUACUCUGAUGAAUUGGAGGCCUCAGCUCUGCAAAUUGAGGAGUUACUUAAUUGGCUAAGCAACUCUUUGUCGAAUGAAAAGCGUAGAGUCCCGAGGGAUGUUUAUUAUCAAGCGUUUGCGCAAAUCACACUGUCACCUGCCCAAGAGAAGUCAAUAUUUGGGCUGCCUCCGCGCGCAGGGAACACACAUUUUCUAGUGUCACAUGCAGAUUUGAGAAGUGCAUGCAAUGAUAUUGCUGUUUUCGAUAAGAGGGAGGGCGAUAAAUGGUCACUCGCAAUUUUAGCCAUCCAGACAGCUGUGGGAUACGAGUAUGACAGUCUUUGCAAGGUACUUGACCAGCCCUUUCUUGUCAGGGAAAAUGGAACUUACACCUUUGUCCUGAAGGGUCUAAUGAAGUCAGCGCCUCCAGGUGAUUCAAUCGAGUCAAACCUGUCUUGGUUGAUUAUCUGCACCCUUGCUUCAGUUGUUCUGCCAUCCCAGGUGCCUAUGAGUUUACCUGGAUGUUUCACUUUUGAUUCCAACGCACCACCAAAUGAUGGAGGAGCAGGGAAGAGAAAGAGCACACGCGAACCAGACCCAUACUUUUUACGGUGUAGACACUGUGGCUGCCGUAUUGUUGCUCGAAAUCUUGCUGUUGAGUUUGGUCUUCUCUACGGAUUACUUGAUGUACCACAACGUCGACUAAGAUUUGCAUUAGAGAUCCAACAUGAUAGGAACGUCAUCCGAUUUGAUUCACUAUGUGUCAGUUGCAACACUAUAUUGGGGUUUGCGUAUCUCAGUGUCAUACAUCGGUGGCAGUUCCAUUUUCUCUUCCGCGAGAUGGUUUACUGAUGAUUGUGUGCAUAUAUACCAGAAGACUUUUAUAUAUCCCAGGCUUGCUUACUAUUGGCAUAUACUACUGAUUGAGACUGAUACAAUGACACACUAGAGUAUAGAAGCAUUUGUUUAAAACAUUUUUUUGUAUGUUUUAUUUCUGAUGCCGGUUUGUUCUGCAAACUACUG
Papaver somniferum (opium poppy) is the source of this 1050-nucleotide messenger RNA. RefSeq lists its product as uncharacterized. Lineage: Eukaryota; Viridiplantae; Streptophyta; Magnoliopsida; Ranunculales; Papaveraceae. The transcript has 4 exons. The record is from RefSeq and is a predicted model, not a curated record. The coding region runs from base 34 to 879 and encodes 281 amino acids.